AUGUCUAGAGCAUUCAAUGUUUAUGAUGGGUGCUCACUGUUGUCUUCAUCGUCCGCAAAUGAAAGGCAACAGCAGCGUAAAAUGUUUUCUCCUAUAGGACUACUAAAUGAAGAUUAUGUGACAGCUCCUGAAUCUAUUUCUCAGUGGUUUAGACGCAUUGUCUUUUUUCGAAUUAUGGGAGCUUGUGCCAGCUUUUCCAUAUAUUGCAUGGUAGUAUACUUUAUUGCUGUUUGCGUUUUACAAGCUUCAUUAUUUCAUCCCAUUCAGGCAUUUAUCGACUGUUAUUUGUUAUUAUUUUCGCUUCGAAGUUCAUUUUAUGCAGUGCUCUUCGCUCUUCUUAGCGCUACACACACUGCCUUGUUUGGAUUGUUUGUUCUACGGUUCAACAAUGAAGAUAGAUUGUCCUUUCGAUCUGUAAGAUCAUGGCUCAUUUAUAUCCUGUCACUGAAUAUUGCUUUAUCACAAUUUGGAUGCUUAUUAAUAGGUUCUUAUGCACAUGAAUUUUCAAGAUUUUUUUUCUUCAUGCUGAUUAUUACACAGGCUGCCGCUACUUUCCAUGAAAUAUUUCACACCAGUUAUCGCUUGGUAUUUCCAGUAAUUGAGAUGCGCCCUUCUAUGCAACUUAGUUCCAUUCUUUUGCCUACAACUAAAGAUAUUUUAUACAAUAAAAUCCCUCGUAUUUUCAAGUGGACUGCACUACAUUCACUUAUAUUUGGUUUACCAAUAAUUGGUUGGUCACUAUUUCGAAGUCUUUUUGAUAUCUCUUUGUACUUCAAUAUUUUUGUGCUUUUGAGUGUCUAUUUGGUUUUGCAUAAAGUUUCUAUAGGAUUAAUAAAAAUCUUCCUUCUUCAGACUUGUGAAUUUACUAUGCCGCUGCCAUUUACUACUUUGAAUCCACCAUCAGAAGUGCAUGGGACGCUGCUGGCUGCCCUUGAAUUGACUGGAAUGAUAAAGGCUUUCGCUUUCUGGGAUUUGCGAACAUUGAGUGCUGCAUGCCACCAUCGACGUCAGAUCAUUUUUUCUUUAAGUCAACCAGGUGGGCAUCCUCGUAAUUGGAAUGCUGUGCAAUCUUCGUGUCAUAAUCAAAUUAAAUAUUUGAGUUCUCUGUUUGAAAAUGAAAAUGAUCGUAUUCGAUCAGAAGCAUUUGCGAAUGUGGCUGCUCCUCUGUUACCUGCAUCAGAUGGUAAACGACCAGCUAUUUUGUUUCAGACAGCGUGGCUGAAAGAUAACGUGAGACAACGUAUGCUUUCAAAAAAUUUGCGAAAAGAAAGCAGUUCGUCAACUUCUUGGUUAAAAGAUUAUUUACCACCGUUUAUGGACAAACUCAAGUUGCUUAUGAAUAGCAACCGUCAUGUUGUUUCACUUUUCGACGUUUAUAUUGGUAUUCUUGCUAUCGAAAGUUUAUCGGCCUUAGUUUGUGUUUCAUUAAACGAAGAUCGUUUUGGUGUCGUUCAAAAAGAUUUACGUCAAAUAGUGUCGGUAUUUCUUCAUUUAUGUAGUAACCUGGAAAGAUAUAUGCGAUCUUCCAAAGAGGAUAGAGAAUGGCAAAAUCGAGCAUGUGUUCCGCUUCAUGCAUCGAUUACUAUGGCACUAAAUCGUAUACGUUUGACAUUUUCAGAAGGAACAAUAUCAAAACUUCUGAGUCCUCAGGAAGCGAUAUAUUUUAAAAAAGUGACAUCAUUUGAUUGA
Thelazia callipaeda (thelaziosis nematode) is the source of this 1689-nucleotide messenger RNA. The record is from the annotation of a GenBank genome assembly. Lineage: Eukaryota; Metazoa; Nematoda; Chromadorea; Rhabditida; Thelaziidae.